Nyctereutes procyonoides (raccoon dog) is the source of this 1046-nucleotide messenger RNA. It is a transcript of the gene GZMK, whose product is annotated as granzyme K. The transcript has 5 exons. Lineage: Eukaryota; Metazoa; Chordata; Mammalia; Carnivora; Canidae. The record is from RefSeq and is a predicted model, not a curated record. The coding region runs from base 41 to 847 and encodes 268 amino acids. Gene Ontology annotation, biological process: proteolysis. Gene Ontology annotation, molecular function: serine-type endopeptidase activity.
CAGUCAGAAUAUUUCAUCUAAGCUUCUUACAGCUAUUAAAAUGAUGAAGUUUUCUUCUUUUCCUCUAUUUUUCCUAAUUGCUGGAGCUUACAUGACUGCACAGUGUUUCAGCAUGGAGAUUAUUGGAGGGAGAGAAGUGUUGGCACAUUCCAGGCCAUUCAUGGCCUCCAUUCAGUACCGCGGCCAACAUCUCUGUGGAGGAGUGCUGAUUCACCCACAAUGGGUGCUAUCAGCAGCCCACUGCCGCCCUCGGCAUGAAAAAGUCCAGUUUUUCAAAGUGAUUUUAGGAGCACACUCUCUCUCAAAGAAUGAAGCCUCCAAACAAACAUUUGAGGUUGAAAAAUUCAUACCAUUCUCAAGAUUAAUAUCACAUCAUAAGUCAAAUGACAUUAUGCUGAUUAAGCUUCACACGGCUGCAACGCUUGACAAAUAUGUCCAGCUGCUCCACCCAAGCUCCAAAAAUGAUAUCAGAGCUGGAACAAAAUGCCAGGUUACUGGCUGGGGAGCCACCGACCCACAAUGUUUAAGGAUCUCUGAUACCCUUCGCGAAGUCACUGUUACUGUCAUAAAUCGAAAACUUUGCAACAGCCCAAGUUAUUACAACCACAACCCUAUUAUAACUGCAGACAUGGUAUGUGCAGGAGACACCAGAGGCCAGAAGGAUUCCUGCCAGGGUGACUCAGGUGGCCCUUUGGUUUGCAAAGGUGCCUUCUAUGCUUUAGUCUCUGCAGGUCGUGAAUGUGGUGAUGCCAAAAAGCCUGGAAUCUACACCCUAAUAACCCAGAAAUACCAGGCUUGGAUUAAAAGCAAGCUUGAGCCACCUCAUGCAGACUAUGACCACAAAUGAUUUUCUUGGAUCCACCAGUUGCUUCUUUUGUUUUCAUAAGAUGUUCUAGAGACCACCUUUGUCUUCCUAUGUAGCGGUAUGUAAAGUGGAGCACAGCUACGGUCCACUCCUAUUCCUUUAGGACUGAUUUUGUCAAGGAAUCAAGUUCUUUUUCAUAUCUGUAACUGCUGUGUUUUUACUCUGCUGAUUUCAUUCUGAA